Messenger RNA from Penicillium alfredii, 1818 nucleotides. RefSeq lists its product as uncharacterized. The transcript has 2 exons. The record is from RefSeq and is a predicted model, not a curated record. NCBI's taxonomy places the organism in Eukaryota, Fungi, Ascomycota, Eurotiomycetes, Eurotiales, Aspergillaceae. The coding region runs from base 1 to 1818 and encodes 605 amino acids.
AUGGUUGGAAGCAAGAGCCCUAGGACGCUGCUUGUCUUAUAUCUCCUGGCUAGUCAGGCAUUAACCCGGGGGAUUUCGACGCCCGUCCUUACCACGGCUGGGGGCUUUACCUCUGUGGGUAGCCAUGGUUCACUGGGUGGCUCUGCUUCACCUGAUCCCCAGAAACCAGUGUCAAUACCCCUAGUAGUCCCUGCCAGAUUCAAGAACACAAGCCAGAAUCAUGAAUUCCAGAGUGGCACGCGUCCUUCUGCCAAUAGCUCAGGACAGCGGCCCGGUGGAGGUACGCCUCAGCCGCCAACGCCUCUUCCAGGUGGCUUCUCAAGUGGGACAUCUCUCCCACUCAAUUCGCCUCGUGGACCGCAGUCUUCGGCUAUCCCGCCUACCAAUCCCCCGGCAGCUGGCCACACAGGGAAAUCACAAAGCACAUCUACCCAUAGUCCUGUAUCGGCCAACAGUCCCUCUGGCGAUGGUCCCUCUGGCCGUCCUAGCAGCUCAGGACCCCCAGCCCCAGUGAACACGCCUUCCGGCAGUUCACGACCGAGCGAUUCACGCAUUUCCCCAGAUUCUCCUGGGUCGUCAAGCAACACCGUGCCAACGGUUCAGCCGACUACGUCCCAAUCCACCAUUUAUCAAGUCACCGGAGGCUCGACUAAGGCCAUUCCCACGAUGGUCACCGUGAACCCAUCUAACCAAGGGGAAAGUGCAACUCCAAUCACCUCUCAACCCCCUGCAUCAUCGUCAGCUACCGCUAUGUACGUUGGGCUGCUUCAGAAAUACCCCAAAUCGGUAUCCGCCGCACUGAAGGAUUGGGAAGAUGCCAAGAAGAACCCGAAUGACGAGGAGGGAUGGAAAAAGGCGAAGAAAUCCAUUGAUACUGUUCUUCCGCCAGAUGACAAGGACGACGAUAGUGGUGGUGGCAUUUUCGGUGCGCUAUUCCACAAAAAUACCAAGACGAGUGGGAGCUUGAAAUCUGCCUUGAAAGGAGUGUCCAAAGUCCGGAAAUCCAUCGGCCCCGGUGCAAAGUCCAUCGGGGAGGCCCUGGGUGGGGGAGGCUUGAAGUUGCCAGAUCUCCCUGCCAUCCUCAUCCUCGUCUUCAUCUUCAACAUCGUCGUCGUCGUUCUCCUCCUCUUCCUCUUCCUCCUCUUCAAGUUCCAGCUCCUCAAAGAAAUCCUCAUCAUCAUCCUUAUCGUCCUCAUCUUCAAGUUCAAGUUCCUCGAGAAGAUCCUCAUCCUCAACAUCCUCGUCUUCGCCAUCUUCUUCGUCUUCAAAUUCAAGUUCUUCGAGAAGCUCCUCAAGCACUUCCACUCCACGAACCACCACGCCUCAACAUGUAUGCUCCAGACGACACUCGAAGUGGAGUGGGUCUUUUCAAUCCACUCCAAUUGUGAGCAGCACGCCCAUGUCUUCCUCCCUCUCAUCUGCAAGUUCCACUUCCUCCAGAAAACUCUCGGGUACAUCCACUUCACGAACGACUACGCCUCCACAUGUAUGCUCCAGACGACACUCGAAGUGGAGUGCGCCUUCUCAAUCCACUCCAAUUGUGAGCAGCACGCCUAUGACUUCCUUCCCCUUAUCUUCAAGUUCCAACUCCUCCAGAAGGUCCUCGGGUACGUCCACUCCACGGACAACCACCCCUCCACAUGUAUGCUCCAGACGACGCUCUCAGUCGAGUGCGCUUUUCCAACAUACCCCAAGUGUCACAAGCACGCCAAUGUCCCCCAAUUCAACACCCAGGACCUCGCCCACCAGAUCUACUCCACAAAGCACGGGUACCCACAAGGGGAAAUCUGCAUGCCACCUGUCUCGCCGGCCCUAUAG